Molecule: messenger RNA, 704 nt
Organism: Populus euphratica (Euphrates poplar)
Lineage: Eukaryota; Viridiplantae; Streptophyta; Magnoliopsida; Malpighiales; Salicaceae
Product: 40S ribosomal protein S20-1
Exons: 5
Coding region: 125-496 (123 amino acids)
Biological process (GO): translation
Cellular component (GO): ribosome; small ribosomal subunit
Molecular function (GO): structural constituent of ribosome; RNA binding
Source: RefSeq, a predicted model, not a curated record
GUGUAUAUUACAACCCUAAAUUUUCACCUCCGCUUCAUCCAUCUCUCCAAGUAAAGAAAGCCGUCUCUGCCUUGGCAUCUUCACUUCCCAAGCUUUCUGUGUAAUAGAAAAGUGAAAGGAGAAAAUGGCAGCAGCUUAUGGAGCUAUGAAGGCGCAAAAGCCGGGUUUGGAGGAGACUCAGGAGCAGAUUCACAAGAUCAGGAUCACUCUUUCCUCCAAGGAUGUCAAAAACCUUGAGAAAGUUUGCACUGACUUGGUCCGUGGUGCCAAGGAUAAGAGACUGAGGGUUAAGGGUCCAGUGAGAAUCCCUACCAAGGUUCUUAACAUUACCACCAGGAAAUCCCCUUGUGGUGAAGGAACCAACACAUGGGACAGAUUCGAGCUUCGGGUCCACAAGCGUGUUAUUGAUCUCUUCAGUUCUGCCGAUGUUGUCAAGCAGAUCACCUCUAUUACAAUUGAACCUGGUGUUGAGGUUGAAGUUACCAUUGCAGAUUAGAGAGAUGCUAUUUACUUCUUUUGGACUGUUUUAUUUAUUUUACUAGAACACUUCAGGAUCUUUUUGAUUGGAAGAUGUUGAUCAGCCUUGUGACUGAAAAGAAUUCAAUGUAGCAUGUUCAUUCCCCAUUCCAUCUUAAAGAUUCGGUGAAGGAGAUUGAAUUUUGUUUCCUCUUUAUUUCAUUAUGAAUUGUUAUGAUUUCAAAGUG